This is a messenger RNA of Leptopilina heterotoma, 4869 nucleotides long. Its product is annotated as SEC23-interacting protein-like. The transcript is spliced from 9 exons. Gene Ontology annotation, cellular component: COPII-coated ER to Golgi transport vesicle. Lineage: Eukaryota; Metazoa; Arthropoda; Insecta; Hymenoptera; Figitidae. The record is from RefSeq and is a predicted model, not a curated record. Bases 160 to 4179 code for a protein of 1339 amino acids. Gene Ontology annotation, molecular function: metal ion binding.
UGUCAAUUCCCAGGUAAUACACAUUGGUCUAUACAUCGUACACAUGCCUACGUGGAAGAGUGGAAGUACCAGAGUAUUGUGAGGGAAAGUAAUUUCACUUUCUAUUAAUUUGUGAUGGCUGUGUUGAUAUUUCUGUAACUACAAAUAUCGAUUUUGAACAUGAGUGAUACGAUUCGAAAAGUGAAAAAUCCUCUGCUUUCCGCGGCAGGACAAGGAAAUCCUUUUGAUAAUUUUGGGGAAAAUGCAUUACUUAUGCCUGUAACACCUACUACACCAGCUGUUUUAAGUGACGAUUUAGUACCAGAGGGACCGCCUGGACCUAUCUUAGCUAAUCCAUUGCCUGCGACGAUAAACCCAACGGUGGAUUAUUCAUCUGGAAACACGAUUUCUGCAGGUUCUUUUCAAGAAGAACAGAAAACAUCGCCACCUCAGGGACAGAAGCAAAGUUAUUUUACUUCUAUUCUAUCGUCACUGCCAAAUUUAUCACUGUCGUCGAUUACGGGAGAUAAUAGUAAACAGGAAAUUCAAGAAGCUCAACAAGUUGUACAACAUGUGGAUCCUUAUGGGCAAAAUCCUUACGGACCUCUUGCUGGCUCAACAAAUUUUGUAACUACAAAUCCAUUCGAAUCUUGUCCACCGACGUUCGAACCAAAUCCUGUUGCUCCCCAGCAAUUGCCGCCUCCUGUGACUCUUCCUCCGAGUGGUGGCGCAGGAUCAUAUCGACUUGGCAAUCAAAGGCGACUGAAGUACGCACCACCUCCGGAUUUGACAUCGAAUACUACGAAGCAAUAUCCAGGACCAACGGUUCCUGUUUUCCCCCCUCAAGUCACUUUUCCACCUACUCAAUUUUUCAAUCCAAACGCAGCUCUCCCAAGUGAAAAUUUCAAUUCACCGUCAUCGCAAAUAAGCACAGGACCUGCCUCGAAUCAAGAAAGUGCCAUUCAAAGUCCUUUCAGUAACAUUCCAACUGUAACAGCCACAAGUUCCGCUAGUUUUCAAACCCCAGUUUAUUCUCCGCCGAAAAUUGGAUUAUUUUCUUCUGCACCUGAAGCAAUUCCCGCACGUAUUCCCGAACCUCUAACCCCACAGAAUACACCCGCAGGCACUGGUUUUUCCAGUUUUGCCGCCUAUGAUAAAUCUCCGUUCCUCUAUCCCGGAAGUGGAGUCAGUUAUUCAGGACCUGUUUUCGAUCCGAUAAACACAGAGCAGAAAAAAGAUUUCUUCAAGGAAGGAUUGAUCCAUUCUGAAGGACUGCAAAAUUUAUCGACCAACAUUGUCAAUGAUGAUAAGACCUUCACUCCAAUUUCUGCCGCUAAAGUUAGUGAGAAAUUAGAGCACUUAAUAGCCGAGCAAAAGGAGGAAUUAUCAGCGCAAAAAUCCAGUGAUUUAUCCACAGACGUUUCGGACAUUACGUCACGAAUUCUUUCCGAAGAUAAACUAACUGAUUCCAAAAGAGAUUUCACUGAUUUGACGAGCAGUUUUGAUAAAGAUCAGAGUAAGUCAUCAGAAGUGCUCACCGAAAUUGAUUUAAAUGCACCAAUUACGGAAAUUUCUCUCUUAAGACCUGAACAAAGUUUCAACACGAAUUCAGUGACGAAUUUAUCAACAGCUAAUUUUUUCUUGGGUGAUCAUCAUUCAAGUGUAAGUGUGAAGCAAUCAACGACUGUUGAGAGUUCAGAGAUACCGACUUUUUUUAAUCCUUUGAGUCAUUCAAAUCAAAGUGCUCCUCAGUUGAUCAGUGUUGAUCAAAAUCUUCAGUCUGGUAAUUCAGCUUUCUCGAGUGUUUUGAAUGAACCAUUGGCACAGGUGCCUUCUCAUUCAAAUUGGAGUAUUAAUCAAAGUUCACAGCCUACCGUGAAUCCUACUUUGAAUCCAAUUUACGCUGGUCCUCAAACAGCUCCUACAUUCUAUAAUCCAAAUCAAUUUACGAAUCAAUUCAGUCAAGCGAGAAAUGAUCCCUUUGCUAGUUUAUCAUUUCCUCAACACGAUGUCCAGAGUUUGAGUGAUAGUGUCACUAAUGUUGACGUCACUUGUGGUUAUUCGCCUUCAUCUACAAUUGGUGUUCUUCCACAAUCAACAGGAACAGCGACGCUCAAUCCUGUUCAAACGUCAGUGAAUCCUAUGAGUCGAGUGACGCAAGGCACUGUGCCACCUAGUCUGGAAAAUUUGGCUGUUGGACCAACAGAAAAACGAAUGCAGUACAGACCAGUAUACCACCAUUGGUUUUUCCGAAAGGAAGUCGAAUCCAAGGUAUUGUGGGUUCCACUUUCUAUGCAUGACAGUUUAAAUCUAGAGGAGGUACACAAUUCAAAUGAAAUCAGUCCGGAAACUAAGGUAGCAACCGACGGUGGUCGUUACGAUGUUGACAUUCUGAGACGUGAGAGAAUUCCGAUUUAUUGGCCGGGACCAGCAACGGAAGUGAGGAGAUGUUCUUGGUUUUAUAAAGGAUCUUCCGAAUCAAGAUACACACCUUAUGAAGAAAGUGUAGCUGUUAAAUUCGAGGAGGAAUAUAAACAGGCGUGCAAUAAUAAUAAUUGGAAUCGAAAAAUCGACUUGAACAAUGGAGAGUAUAUUAUUUUCCACAGUCCCACAGUCCAAGUUCACUAUUUGGAAACGGCCUCGCCGGAAAUGGCUGUCCCAGGUUCAGAGGACAGUACAUAUUUACAGGGAAGCAAUAAGAGGCCCAGGGUCGUGAAAAGAGGAGUCGAUGAGUUUCAUAUCGAGGAAGGCGAGCCUGAGAAAGUGGAUCACCUUUUAUUCCUGGUACAUGGAAUCGGCAGUGUUUGCGAUUUGAAAUUCAGAUCUGUCGAGGAAGUUGUUGAUGAAUUCCGAAGUAUCUCUUUGCAAUUAGUGCAAUCACAUUAUCGAUCAGCGAGCGAUCAUGGUGUAGUGAAUAGAAUAGAAGUCUUACCAAUAUCUUGGCAUGCGACUUUACAUUCAGAGGAUACUGGAAUCGAUAAAAAAUUACAAGCAAUCACUCUUACGAGUAUACCGAAACUUCGUCAUUUCACAAAUGACACGUUACUCGAUAUUCUCUUCUACACGAGUCCUAUUUAUUGUCAGACUAUCAUGAGAGCCGUGGGCAGCGAACUAAAUCGUCUCUUCUCUCUGUUCAAUGAAAGAAAUUCGAAUUUCAAUGGAAACGUUUAUUUAGGAGGCCAUUCAUUAGGAAGUCUAAUUAUCUUCGAUCUUCUCUGUCAUCAGAAUCCACCUCCGGAGGAGAAACUUGAUGACAUUAAAGAAGAAGCUGAGUGUGCCGGAUCGGAAUCGUUAGCUUCCGUGAAGAAGAAGAAUUUGAGCAGAAAAGUGAGUUACGUUAUGGGUGCGGCUGGAACCGGACAACCAUACAUUCACUAUCCUCAAUUGUCAUUUCAUCCACAAGCCUUUUUCGCUCUUGGAAGUCCAAUUGGAAUGUUCGUCACUGUCAGAGGGAUUGAUACACUCGGAGAGGAUUUCACUUUACCAACGUGCCCGGCAUUCUUCAACAUAUUUCAUCCCUUUGAUCCAGUUGCCUACAGAGUCGAAUCUCUCAUUAGUCCUGAAGCACAUAAGUUCCGGCCUAAACUCAUACCGCAUCACAAAGGCAGAAAGCGAAUGCAUUUAGAAUUAAAAGAAACAAUGGCACGAGUUGGCGCUGAUUUGAAGCAAAAGUUUUUGGACUCGGUCAAAAGUACGUGGAACUCGGUCUAUCAAUUGGCAAUGUUUCAUAAACCGGAUAAUCAGUCUCUUGAGAAGGAAAUCGAUAAAGUCGUUGAAGAGCAAUUAAUUCAUUCACCAAGUGAACCUGAGUUGCAGAAUGAGGACGGCGGAGAUGAUAUUAAAGUGGGAAAUCUCAAUGGUGGUCGAAGGAUCGAUUACGUACUUCAAGAGGCGCCUUUCGAGUACAUAAAUGAGUACAUCUUUGCACUGACAAGUCACGUUUGCUAUUGGGAGUCGGAAGACACGAUGCUGUUGAUGCUUAAGGAAAUUUACGGCUCAAUGGGCAUUCAGGCAGAUGCUCAAAUGCCGCAGAAUAUUACGAUUGAAAGAGUUUCCGCACCAUCAACACCAGGACCAUCGAAUUCAUAUCAAAAUAAUUUAACGUCACCAUCAUCCUAUUCUGGUGUGGAUCCAACGGCACCAAUGAGCAAUAAAUCCGUUGGUCCCCCACCAAUAUCUGGCUUCGUAAGAAAAUCGUGAUCGACACCCUCUCAAUUAUCUCACACCUCGAAAUACGCAAAACAUUCCUAAUUGGCCAAAUAUUCGGGGAAAACUUCACUUUAACAGGAGACUACAGAGAGUAAUAUAUAUAUAUAUAUAUACUGGAGAAAACGAGAUAAGUAUCAUAACUUGGAGUUAAUAUUGUGAUAAAUUGACCUGAGUCAUUAAAAUAUUCAAAGUGAAACAUACAGACAUUUAAGUAUAUUUAAAUCAGUAUGUUUUUUUAUAUUUAAAAGUAAAAAAAUAUAUAAUAUAUGAAGUGAAAUAUAUAAAAUAUACGAACUACAUAAUAUAAAUAGAUAAAGUGAAAUAUAUAAAUAGAACUAAAAAAAUAAUACAGAAAAUAUAAGUACAGAAGUGAAAUAUAUAUGAGAACUAAAAAACGAACUAAAAAAACGCAAAGUGAAAAAUAUAAAAAGUGAAAUAUAUAAAUCUAUAUAAAAUUUAAAUAUCAACGAAGUGAAAUAUAAUAAUAAAUCUUCCAAUAAGACACAAAUAUCGAAUUGUGUGCGAGAGAAUGGGAAAGUGUUAAAAAUAAGGGAAUGCGAAUGAAAAAAAAAAUUGUACAUAAGGAAAAAUUCUUCAAUGUACCAUGCUUUCAGUAUGUUUUUUUUCAUAUAACUGGCAUGGUGUACAUAUAUUUUAAUAAAUCAUUGUAUUCUUUUAGAA